Molecule: messenger RNA, 1422 nt
Organism: Tetrahymena thermophila SB210
Lineage: Eukaryota; Ciliophora; Oligohymenophorea; Hymenostomatida; Tetrahymenidae
Product: dual specificity phosphatase domain protein
Exons: 2
Source: RefSeq, a predicted model, not a curated record
AUGUUACCUAAGGGUAAUAAUAACUACAGCGAAGUUAAUAAAACGAUUGAAGAUGAUUAGUCUCAAAUUUAGCUUGAAAAAGAAUAAAGAACUUUAAUAUUAAUUUCAAAAUCCAGUAAAGGAUAUAUUUUGAUUACCUAAAUGAAUAUCGAUUUAGAAAAUAAGAAUAUUAGAUUUCUUACAUCUUUCGACUGGUAAAAUUCAAAGAUAUAUAUUAGGAAUAGUUACUUCUAUAGAAACAAAGCUAUAUAAGAUGGAGGAAGCAUUUAUCUGAAGCAAGUAGCUCCACUUGUGACAUUAUAUAACACUACUUUUGAUUCAUGUUCUAGUGGAAAUUUCGGAGGUGCCUUAUAUAUGUAUUAAGUAAAUGCUACUAAUUGCACUUUUAUCAAUAAUAAAAGCAAAGUUGGAGGUGUUUUAUUUACAGUUUUACGAGAAUCUAACAUAUUAAAUUCUUAAUAUAUUAACAACACUGCAAGCAUAACUUCGCCAAAUGCUUAUUUUUGUCCUCCAUAUGCUCAAGACAGAGAUCAAAUUUCUUGUGAAAUUUUUUAAAUAGAAAAUAUUUUUGAAUAUAAUUAACAAUUACAAAACACACCUCUCUAUAUAAAAGAAAUCAAUUAUACUCUUUAGACUGAUUUUAAUUCUAAAAAUACUCUCAGCUUAUAAGCUAAGUUGAUGUAUGGAAUUGUUUAUAUUAUAAAAUUGAGAUUAAACAGCAUAAAUUUUACUUAGUAUUCGCCUUAGCUGUCUUUCGGAAAUGUCUAUAGUUACCUUACACAAAAUUACCAAUAGUACUUUUCUCCAUUCUCAGUACCUGAAGUCAAUUAUCCUUAUUUAGUUGUUACUUAUGUGCCUAAUUUAGAUUGCUAAAGCUCAAACCAAUUAAUAAGGUUUGAUUUUUUUUAAAGCUCUUUUUAUACUCCAGGUUGUUUUGAGGUUUCAUCUUAAUGCAAAGCAGGCAUGCAGCAGCUAACUUCAAUAAGCUAGGAAUAAAUAUUCUAGCAAUGUCAGUACUGCAAUUUAGGUCAAUUUUUAUACAAAACUAAUUACUCAUGCUUGACUUGCAACCCAAAUUAUUACUCAAGCUGCUACUCUAAUUUAACGUUUCUAGUGAAUGGGUAUUGGAGAAACGAAUUAGUAGAAGAUGAAAGUUCAAUUUACCAAUGUAACUUAAAUCCUUCUAACUGUGAAAGUGAAAAUAGAAUAGGUAUUGGUAAUUCCUUAUGCAAGGAAGGAUAUAAGGGAGAUUAAUGUUUAGCUUGUGAUUUAGAUGGUUCAGUUUGGGGUGAAUCGUAUGGAGGAACAGGGAACAAGCUUCCUCAGAUAAUCCUAAGCUACAGUCUACAUAAAAAUCCUUUUAUUCAACUUUUAGAUUUAUCUCUCCGCGUAUUAUUUUAUCGAUUUUAACAAGCAAAAUGA